UUACAUGCACCGUCAAUCAAUCAAAUCUUGGGAUUAAACAUUCAAAAGGUGUUUAUUGAAAUUCCUAUACAUUGUACACAUGAUCAUACCUAGUGGUCACUUGAAACCAUCGAAAUCGGGAUUUAUACAAAAAUUUCUAAAAUAAAAUCGACAACAAAGAUGCACAAGGUGGAUCGACUAGUGUGGGUUCCAUGCCUAUUCGUCCUCGUGGUGUCCUACUCCGUCAACGACAUGACGUCUCUAUCAACUUCGCUGUUAACAAACUAUAACAGGAAUCUGCGACCGGGCACGGACCAAAGCCAAGUCACCAACAUAAAUGUGAACAUCUUCUUCGUGGGCCUUCAGGAGUUUUCGGAGACCACUGGUCUUUUCGCAGCGAGGCUGUUCUUUAUGAUCAUGUGGACUGAUGAACGACUCGCAUGGACACCGGCGUCACAUAACGGGGUGUCCUCCAUGCAGUUCUCUCAAGACUCCAUCUGGGUUCCACAACUCAUCCUGACAAACCCGUAUUCGAAUUCUAAGGACUUCGGUGGGGACAAGUUGCUCUUAACGGUCACCCCACAGGGCCUUGUACGCUGGUCAACACUGGAAGUCAUGGAGAGCACGUGCAUGGUAGACAUCACAAAAUUCCCUUACGACCAGCAGGGCUGCGCAAUGAGCUUUGCUUUCUUGGGGUAUUCGUCACAGGAAGUGAAUUUCAAUGCAAAUGGCUGCUUUUUAUCCAUGAGUAGUAUGGUGAAAAACUCACUCUGGGAAAUCAGCGAUCAGGCGGAUCUGAGUAUAACUAGCCCCAGCGGAAGAAACAUUUUGACAGCGAGGUUCAGCUUCUCGAGGAAGUCCGACCCUUACACGAUAAACAUCAUUUUCCCGAUGGUAGCCAUUGCGUUUCUACACAUCACCGUCUUCUUUCUCCCGGCGGACUCCGGGGAGCGGAUCGGAUUUUCGACGACCAUUAUUCUUUCCAUCACCGUGUACCAGACAAUCGUUAGUGACAGUCUACCAAACUCAACGCUCCCAAGCCUCGCUUUCAUCUUGUACAAACUUUUCGCCGACUUCCUCAUCAGCAUAAUCGUGCAUACCCUUGUUGUCGUCAGUCUUUCUUUCUACUUACGAGAUGAUGGCAACCCUGUUCCAGGGUUCCUCGCGAGGUGCGUUCGGUUUCCAAAGUGUAGGCGACGAAAUAAAAAACUACAGGUACAACCUGCUGUCGAUCCAAUAAGCGUGAUUAAUAAGUCAAACGCUAAAAAGGACACCCUUUUAACGGAUAUGACGUCAACAUGCAACGAAGAAGUGACAUCAGAAAUCACGUGGAAAGAUGUCGGCAAAGCAUGGGAUACCAUUGCACUUGUCAUAUCAGUCUUUGCAGUUUUGGUUUCCAACAGUGUGUAUUUCGUUUUAGUGACAUAACUUAUGAUAAUAGACUAUUUCUAUGUGUAUUUCCUAAAUAUCCAAAGAGUGUGAAAAACUUAUCAUUUUUAUUAUUUAGUGAUUCAAAGCUUAAUUAUAAUACGUUACAAUGUUUUCGUAAUAUUCUUUACAUCAGUAUUUAAUAGUUUUUUUUUAAUUUUCUACAAUGUGUAAAAAUUCUCAGGGUUUUUUCUUCAGAUCACAUGAACCGAGGGUUCGUCCGUCGGUCUAUCUGUAAACUUUUUAUAUUUUUGACUUCUUCUCUAGAACUACUGGGUGAAAUUUAAUCAAACUUGGUACAAAGCAUCCCAUUAAGAAGGGAAUCUUAAUUCUUAAAAUGAAGGGUAAAAUCUUUUUUUUUUUUUUUUUACAUGAAUAUGAUUGCAUACGGUGAAAAUAGGGUGUGUGUCUUAAAUUAUCGUCUUCUCAGAAUUACAAUAUUUACAAUUUGCAAUAUUUACAAUAUUUGCCAAUAUUUACACAAAAGUUUAUAUUUAUAUAAUAAUGAAUAUUCUAAAUUUUAAAAUGGUGACCCAGGGCUUUUUGUGGCCCCAAAAGGGGUCCAAAGUUUAACAUAGAAAUAUAUAGGGAAAAUUUUUAAAAUCUUUUUCUCAAGAAAAACAAUGCUAAAACUUUUGAGAUUAAUAUGAAAGCAUUUGUAAGAUAGUGAAUUCUGAAUUGUUAAGAUCGUGACCCCCGGAAUAAUACUGGGGCAGUAAGAGGGUUAAAGUUUAAGACAGAGAUAUAAAUAUAGGGAAAAUGUUUUAUAAAAUUAUAUACUGUUGUUCAGGUGAGCGAUGUGACCCAUGGGAGAGUUAGUCCGAAAUAUCUGACGAUUUCCUGGCAUUUUUUUUUUAACAAUUUCGAUAUUAUAUUUGCCAUGAAAAUUAAAUAUCCUUGAAACGGAUAAGCAAUAUGACGAUUUUCUGGACUACAGGAGACGAGUCUAUCAAACCCAGAAAUAGUCAAUUGUGUCCAUUGAAUACAGAAAACUCCUUUUUCAACAUUAAGAAUGGUUUUUUUUUGGGGUGGGGG
Magallana angulata is the source of this 2442-nucleotide messenger RNA. Its product is annotated as acetylcholine receptor subunit beta-like. The record is from RefSeq and is a predicted model, not a curated record. Bases 160 to 1407 code for a protein of 415 amino acids. Gene Ontology annotation, molecular function: neurotransmitter receptor activity; extracellular ligand-gated monoatomic ion channel activity; transmembrane signaling receptor activity. Gene Ontology annotation, cellular component: membrane; synapse; neuron projection. The transcript is spliced from 2 exons. Gene Ontology annotation, biological process: regulation of membrane potential; monoatomic ion transmembrane transport; nervous system process. NCBI's taxonomy places the organism in Eukaryota, Metazoa, Mollusca, Bivalvia, Ostreida, Ostreidae.